GGACACUGAAGCCAUAAGUACUGCUGUGCCCGCCUUUCUGAUUUUGGCCAGCCAUUUGCUGGCAAGCGCCUCAGGUUCGGACUUGACAUUAAUCUCCUCGCUGUGGUUUGCUCCCAGCCGCUACAGGGCUCAACGUCGCGCGCGCCGUUGCUCUACCACGCCCGCUAUGGCUCUUGCACACUUGGCCUUCCGCCGGGCUCUCCGCCGAGGAAGCCGUGGCUACCACGCUGCUGUCCAUGAUCACUUCACCAACCCUCGAAACGUUGGCAGCCUCGACAAGGCUGACAAACAUGUGGGCACGGCCUUGGUGGGCAAGGCCGCCUGCGGCGAUGUCAUCAAGCUUCAGGUGAAGGUGGGCGAUGACGGCGUGAUCCAAGAUGCAAAGUUCAAGACCUUUGGUUGCGGCUCUGCCAUUGCUAGUUCCUCCUAUGCGACAGAGAGGAUUAUUGGCCAAAGUAUCGACGAGGCUGCGGGGAUUAGGAAUACAGACAUCUCCUCGCAUUUGAAGUUGCCUCCGGUGAAGAUUCACUGCUCGGUGUUGGCCCAGGAAGCCAUUCAGGCAGCCAUCAACGACUACAAGAGCAAGAGGAAUGUCGAGUAAACGCAGGUUCUUUGCGAAGGCCGCUCUUCAACUGAGAACCUGCUAGACCAAUACCGUAUGGUGCCGAUGGAAAUCUGACACACCACACAGCAGAUGCAUUCUCCUCUGGAUGCAGUGUGUUGAACAUAAAUCAUGCAGUCUUACGGCUGGUUUGAAUGAUCCCGCAAUCUUCAGCUACAGUUCAGCACCUGCCGGAGCCAAACUCACUGGCAGUGCUAGCUGACCUUCUUGCGGGCAGUGUUUUGACCCAGUUCGCAACAAUAGGAACACAAUGCGGG
Molecule: messenger RNA, 879 nt
Organism: Effrenium voratum
Lineage: Eukaryota; Dinophyceae; Suessiales; Symbiodiniaceae
Source: the annotation of a GenBank genome assembly